ACACACGCACGCACACACAAACGCCGGUUUUGUGAACUCACUUGACGAAAAGAAAGCGAGAAGAAAAAAGUUGCCAAAUCAAAAUGGUCACCGAGCCGAAGUCCGUUGAGCCCAAGGGCUGCACCAAGGAGGCGAAGUGCCAGUCAUCAGACUGCGAGACUUCCCAGCAGGAGCCGGUCUCGCAAGUAAGCAGCCCGAAGGGCGACCGUGUGGGGAUCUUCAAUGCCGAGAACUUCUUGUCGCGUGCUCAGAUGAGCACCAACAACCCAUCGCCGCAAGCAAGCUUGCGUGUCGGCAUGACUGGGGGGCAGCUGUCCCAACGCAUGAGCAACAUCUCGCUGUCCUCCCCCACGGACUCCGUGGGCCACAUGGAUCGCGGCAGCAGCUCCAGUCUCGCUAGCAGUGCCACCGUUGGCACCAACAUCAUCACCAGCGGCAUUUCCAAGGAGUGCGCCAAUUACCCCGUCGGCAGUCAGUCGGCCCGUCCAUACGUCCAACUGCCGGGCAUACACAUUUCCAACCAUCCCCAGUACGGGCCAGGGAAUAUGCAGGAAAUAGACGCUGGCAAAAUGGCGCACAACGGCAAGGCACUCACAGGGCGCUACAAUGCCACGCCCACCUAUGGCUUCGACAACGAGCAGAACUACUGCCUGUUGCCGUCUCCAAUGCCCCCUCCACCAUACGCCUUGGCACGCGUGAGCAGCACACGCAACUUCGAGCUCGAGAACCACACACCGCCGGCAUGUCCCGGCUCUGGACCCAUUGCCAUGACGAACGGCACCAUCCAGUUGCGCCUCCGCGACCGACCCCUAAUGUUAAUACCUUUCUUUGCAUGGGGCAGCAUUGACAUGACUCUGGACAAGGCGGUGCGCGUGCUCAAUCAGCGCAGCAUGGUGGCAGUUGCUCUAUCACGCAACUGCAGCAACUCGGCUUUGAUCCACCCCAAUGGACGCAUCUUGCAGAGCGGCGCUAAAGUCGAAAUAGUCACCUACGACGGCAUGAAGGGCAAUAACUUUGUUCGCUAUGCCAAGAUGUGGUACAAGGGUGUGAGCUUCACCAGCGAGGCGUGCGCUCUCAUCUACCUGGUGGACACAGCCGGGACGCGCACCACAACCGACACUUUCACCGAUCUGACCAAGGACUACACCCUGGCAGUGUUCUAUGACGACUCGCGCCAUGGUCCCUCUUAUAUGGCUGAAGCCCAUGACGUGACUGCCAAUUCAGCUUACACCUGUACCGAGGAUGGCACUGAGAUCUAUGACAUAAACGGAUUUCGCAUCACCCAGGCAGCCGAUGGCCUGGUGAAGGUCACUCGUGUGGACAACAAGUGCUUGAUUCGCACCAGUCCCGGCAAUGGAUCGGCCACUUUGACCACACCUGGCAUCCAUUGCACUGCCUCUCUGGGCAAGACCUCGCAUCUGUUUGUUCGUCGCAAUGAGAAGCGCAUGCACUUCGAUGGAUCCUGUUUCAUUGUACGCAACGCCGGACACUCCGCCGGCUUCAAUGAGAACAACCUGCUCAUUGUCUACUGAGCGGCGUUCGUAGCCCAUCUCACACGCACACAC
This is a messenger RNA of Drosophila miranda, 1565 nucleotides long. RefSeq lists its product as uncharacterized. NCBI's taxonomy places the organism in Eukaryota, Metazoa, Arthropoda, Insecta, Diptera, Drosophilidae. The transcript is spliced from 7 exons. The record is from RefSeq and is a predicted model, not a curated record. The coding region runs from base 84 to 1532 and encodes 482 amino acids.